AUGUCCACACUGGUCCCUCCAUUAACGCAAGGAUGUGAGUUAAAUCACAAUGCAAUACAUUGGCAGCUUCAGACAAGACUGGUACCUGGCGUAGUGUCUUUAGAGGCUGUUAGGAGAGGGGGAGACAUGCGAAUUCAGAGAGAUGGGGUGAUACCUGGAGUGAGCGACAGAGAGGGGGAGAUAAACAGAGAGGGAUGCGACAAGAGAAGGAAAAGGACAUUACAUAGACAGGAAGAGAAAGGAAUAUUAUUGGAGGAUCCAUCACAAAAGGAUCUGGAUAUAAUUGAGCUGGCGUUCAACCACAUAAACAAUGAUGACACUAUUCUUCCAAAUACAAGACUAGAACCGAGGCGGGGUCGGGUACCGGCCUCGGAUCCAUUUUCUGCUGUAAUAACAGUUUGUGACAUUUUGUUUCCCGAGAACAUCACAGCCGUAUUGUCUUCCACUUCAUGCGAGACUAGCCUCGCAGUACAGUCGUUAGUAGAGACAUUUCAAAUUCCUCAUGUAGAGGUCCCGCGAGAGAAAUGCGCCGUUGAGCGCCAGAAUGGGUUUAGUGUUAGCAUACGUCCCGAUUACUCGCAUAUUAGUCGUGCAACGUUGGAUUUGAUGUUACGACUCGGAUGGAAACAAGUUAGUAUUUUCUACGACUCAGACACAGCGUACAAGAAUGUUGAAGAUUUAUUACUUCUGUCGGCGGCACUGACUCAAACUUACCCUCCUCACUUCCGGUUGUUCCGUCUCAAGAAGAACGUAGCCACUGGCAAGCUUGAUUUUGUCCACCCACUUCAUACUGUCAAAGAUUCCAAGACCUUUAACAUGGUAGCAUACUGCAGUACCAUGAAUAAUAUCAAGUUAAUCAGAGAGGCUGCCACGUUUGGGAUGACCACUGGAGAAUAUCAUUGGAUAGUUGCAUCACACGAAUGGAGUAAUGCAUUCGGUCAGCCCCUUGCAGAGAGGUUCAUUCGAUAUAAUGAGGAACCCCUUGACGAGUUCAAGUUCUUCAACGGUUCCAGGGGUAUCUUGACCCUACUAAAACAGAGAGUAAAAAUUGAUCCGACUCGGGAAGAUUUCUAUCAAGCUUGGUUGACCCUUGACCCGGAACUUGAAGCGCAGCUUGAAGAAAACGCAACAGAAAUUAUGCCAGAUUAUCUACAGCCCAUCGAGUAUCACAAUGCCUACCUAUACGAUGCGGUGCGGGCUCUGGCUGUUUCCAUCUCAGAUGUGGUCAGCAGAGGACGGUUUGUUGAGCCCGAAAUCUAUCGUUGCAAUGAAAACCCUCAUCGAAAUACAAGAGGCUCCAACCGGCUUAAGAAGGCACUGAAUAAGGUUGAAACGGAAGGCAUGAUGGGAAUGAUUCAGUUUAAUCGAACAGGUUACAACGAAGAGGUCGCUAUUGAUAUCAUCAGCGUGGAAGGAAGAAACAACGAUACGAAGGCGUGGCAGAUUGGAUCGUGGGAUUACGAGUCGAAACUCACCCUGGAUCAGUUCCCGUUCAUCAGAAGAUAUGAUGAGUUCCACAACAAAACAUUCAACAUCGUAACUAUUGAGGAAGCACCAUUUGUAACGCUAGAGGAAACUGUCAACGGGCCUAAGUACACAGGCUUCUGCAUCGAUAUGUUAGAAAAGAUUGCUGAGAAGCAGAACUUCAAAUACAAUCUAUACCUGGUAGCUGAUAACAAAUAUGGCGGACGAAACGAAGAUGGACGAUGGAACGGAUUGGUAGGGGACGUAUACUACGGGAAAGCAGAUAUGGCGGUUGCUGGGAUGGUAAUUAAUUCUGAUCGUGAAAACGUCGUUGAUUUUACAAAGCCUUACAUGAAUUACGGCGUCGGAAUAUUAUUAAGAAAGCCUCAGAAGAAAUCAAAUGUCUUUGCUUUUCUGGAACCACUUGAUAUAAAGGUGUGGGGUUGUGUCCUGGCGUCUCUGUUCGUGGUCGGAUUCCUCAUUUUCAUCUUAGAUCGCCUUAGCCCUUACAGUGCGUAUGGGAAGGGUGGUCCCGAGUGCGAUGAAGCAGAUGACUUCAACCUUCUUAACAGUCUCUGGUUCGCCUUCGCUUCAUGUCUUCAGCAAGGAGGUGACAAUACCCCAGUGUCAGUAUCGGGUAGAAUGUUGAGUGCAUUCUGGUGGUUUUUCGCCCUUAUAAUCAUCGCCACCUACACGGCGAACCUUGCCGCCUUCUUGACCGUCACCCGGAUGGAGAACCCUAUCAACUCCCUGGAGGAUUUAGCUAAUCAGAACAAGAUCGUCUACGGCACCAUCGAGAACAGUAGCCUUCACAGGUUCUUUGAGAAGAGGAAAAACCAAGUCACCUACGAGCGGAUGUGGGACUUCAUGUCAUCGAGUUCUGUGAGUCCUUGGGUGCCUUCGGACAAGGCAGGUUACCAACGGGUCAAGAACGAGGACUAUGCCUUCUUUUGGGACGCACCGAUCUUAGACUACAUAAAGCAGACAGAGUGUGACCUCAUGACUGUGGGGAAACCGUUCAACCUCAAGGGAUAUGGCAUUGCCACGCCGCAGGGGGCGGCCUACAGGGAUAACCUUUCCGUUGCUAUCCUCAAGCUCCAGGAAGAAGGUAUCCUCGAAGGAAUCCGCAAGAAGUGGUUCGAAAGGGAAUCAAUCUGCCCUGAAGAAAUUGUCAACAAUAACCCCAACACCAAGGCCUCGGCCAUCGGCCUCUCCAAGAUAGCAGGAGCCUUCUACGUCCUCAUCAUCGGCGCUGUUCUCUCGUUCAUCGCUGUCAUCGUCGAGCACAUGUGGCAUCGGCCGCCGUCGUUCUACAAGCGGAAGCGACAGAUGGAGGCGCGCAAAGCCAAAGAAAAGGAUUGGAGUGAAAAACUUCCAUCAUCAAGAAAUAAUGGUUCAGCUAUGCAGGAAAACAAUAGCAAGCAUAUGGUUGUACAAGAGAGUGAGAGUAUGGUGUUACAACCUCUAAGACCAACACCAUGGAGCACGACAGAAAGUUCGUGCUAACACAGAUCUUCGACUAUACUGCACAAAAUAAUACCUACGACCGUACAUCUCGACAAAUCAAACAUUUCCAAUGAAUUUACAUUGGACAAGAUUUUUAUAAAUGCGAGUAUUGCAAUGAAAGCCAAAUGGUGAUUAUUUUAGUGGAAUAUUUCCAAGAAGCCAUUUUGUUGGAACAUGUCAAUGAUUGUGUGGGGUUGUUCGAAUUGGAAGGAGCUCGAACUCAAAUAUGAAGGGUUCCUUGAGUUGAAGGCUACGGUCAUGACAGUCGGCCAUAUUUUUCUAUAGAUUCUUGAAGCGUCAGUAUCGUGAAACAGCGAAUGAGUUCAUCAUAGAAAGCUGGACGUCUUCUAACCAAACACUUUACCUUCUAUCACCAGCGAUCUUGGUUGACAAUCUGAAUACGGUUCCCGAUCGUCAUCGCCAGCAUCAUUUCACAUGAUGGUGUUUUCUACGUUGGAAGUUACGAUGCAUGGGUGACACUAUAUUAUAUUUCAAUUUUUAUCGCAUAUGAAUUCCUUGCACUCGAUGUGUAGAGCAUUGAUGGAAUCAACUUUUCUGCAGUCUUCAUAGAUGCGUGAAAUGGGGAAGGUCGAGAAGGAUAUCUAUCCACGAAUCUGAACGCAUUCUCGAAGCUCAGAAGCGGCACAAAGUCAGCAUGUGGAAUAUUUUUGUCUCUUGAAAUUUUAGAACACCUUGUCUUCAGCUGAUCAUGCAGUGUUAUUUAAAAUGGAGAAAUCAUCAUUGCAGAUAUUUGAAUUCUUACUCAAAAGUUAAAGGUGAACCAUAUUGGCAUUGACGCUGGUAUCACGAUUGUAAACCUCUAAAUGCUAUUAAAGGAUUUAUUAAAGGAUGAUGCUUUUUCUUUUUCGUAUUAUUACCGAUUAAAAGCAGUCGUAUAUAUCAAUGAAUUGUAUAACCAACACAAAUAUGAUGCAAUAUAUAUAUGCGUUGUAAAUUGUUUCCUUUUUAUCAGAAUAUGAAUAGUUUUGUAUUGCUAAUAUUUAUCAGAUCUAUACUGUAACGUGCGUCUGAUUCUGUUCUCUUUUACGCGGCCGGUGUGGAAUGAUUGCCAAAUGAUAUACCCUUUCAAAUUCUGUAUACAUGGCUUGUCUUAAUGUAUGAUAAAACUUGUCUUUGUAUCAUGUGAUAUCUAUGUCUUUCCUUUGUAUUUCAUUUAUGAUUAUGAUAGAUCAAUUGAGGCAUUUGAACACGGUAUGAAGGGAUGUUCACGUCGAAUUUCAUUAUGGAGCGUGGUAUGGAUUUGAGGCUUAUAGUCACACCUGCGAAACGGACUCCAGCUGCAGGGGCCCGUUUCAUGAAACUUGUUGUAAUGACAAUUCGCUAUAACAGUUUAAAGCUAUUGAAAUCCUUCAAUCCGAUUGGUUAAUAGUAGAUUUAUUAAUAGAAAUUGAGCAUUUUGUUAUAACAAGGCUUCAUGAAACUGGGCCCUGAUCGAACAACGGUUUACUUUGAUACCAUUGGCAUACCUUCGAUUGGUUUGGAGUCCAUUUCGAAGGUGUAACUGCAGCACAAGUCCAUCAAAAGAUAGUCCUAUCCCAUAGGCAAAUCCCAUUGUAAACAUGUUAAAAAUCUGUAUAGGUCCAUUUUAUGGAAGACCAUUACUCAUUGUAAUUACAAAAAUGUAGAAAUGUGCUGCCAAAAUCAAUGUUAAACAAAAUACACAGCAGAAGAUAUUUGAUUUAUUUUGGUAAUUCACAAUUAUUUGGAAUUAUAAGUAGAGAGACGUUUUCUAAACUCCGGUAUUGAAGUAUUUUGCAUGCAUUUUAAGAAGCAUAAGGUAUAACACGUAAACAAAGGUUCUUUAAAAAGAAAACAAAAAACAUGC
Molecule: messenger RNA, 4816 nt
Organism: Lytechinus variegatus (green sea urchin)
Lineage: Eukaryota; Metazoa; Echinodermata; Echinoidea; Temnopleuroida; Toxopneustidae
Product: glutamate receptor ionotropic, kainate 2-like
Exons: 18
Coding region: 1-2970 (989 amino acids)
Biological process (GO): modulation of chemical synaptic transmission; monoatomic ion transport; synaptic transmission, glutamatergic
Cellular component (GO): plasma membrane; postsynaptic membrane
Molecular function (GO): transmitter-gated monoatomic ion channel activity involved in regulation of postsynaptic membrane potential; glutamate-gated receptor activity
Source: RefSeq, a predicted model, not a curated record